Mangifera indica (mango) is the source of this 2654-nucleotide messenger RNA. RefSeq lists its product as uncharacterized. Gene Ontology annotation, molecular function: FAD binding. The transcript is spliced from 13 exons. The record is from RefSeq and is a predicted model, not a curated record. NCBI's taxonomy places the organism in Eukaryota, Viridiplantae, Streptophyta, Magnoliopsida, Sapindales, Anacardiaceae. The coding region runs from base 70 to 2148 and encodes 692 amino acids.
CUAAGCCCUUACAUAAACCCUCCUUAUCCCAAAGCCCAAACCGCUUCACUUCAGUUUUACAAACUAGCCAUGUCCCUUUUGCCCCCACCAAAGCUUCUUCCUUUCACACUCCACGCUUCGAAGUCCCGCUUCAAACUCCCUUAUCCCACUCCCGGACACACCCACUGUCGCAGCCAAACGCUCCCUCCUAAGCCAAUCCGUUGCGCCAAGAGAACCGGUAAACAGAGAUACCCUUCCGAGAAGAAAAAGCUCAAGUUGAAACAGAAACGAGUCCUCAGUGAUGUCAAUAACAAGUUCGAAGGCUUCUGGAGGCUCUCAAAACUUGGCGUUUCGGUAAAUGAAGACCCGGGAAAGGACUUUUUGGGUGUCUCUGAUGGGCUGCUCGAACAGAUUGCUAAAGUUCUCGAGUUCCCGGUUGCUUCUAUGCUGCCAAAGGAGGCGUUUUCGGUAGUACGGAAGUCGUUUGAUGCGAGGAAGGUUUUAAAGGAGCCAAAGUUUGUAUACACUGUGGACAUGGAUGUCUGUAAACUUUUGGAUCUAGAGCCUCGUACUUGGGACUUCAUUUCCCGGUUGGAACAGAAGGUUGGGGCCAUAGAACAUUUGCCUUAUGAAAAAGCUUCUGGUGACUUGAUUGACAUAAUACAUGAUUCUAACAAAAUCUCUGAGGGAUCAUAUAAGUACCCAACAACCAGAAAACCAAAAGUUGCUGUUGUGGGUAGUGGUCCAUCUGGCCUGUUUGCUAGUCUCGUUCUUGCUGAACUUGGUGCAGAUGUCACCUUAAUAGAAAGAGGUCAACCAGUUGAACAAAGAGGGCGUGACAUUGGUGCUUUGGUAGUUCGUCAAAUUUUAGAAUUGGAGAGCAAUUUUUGCUUUGGGGAGGGUGGUGCAGGUACCUGGAGUGAUGGAAAGCUGGUAACUAGAAUUGGAAGAAACAGUGAAAGUGUUUUGGCGGUUAUGAACACUUUAGUUCACUUUGGAGCUCCACAAAAAAUCUUGGUUGAUGGAAAGCCCCAUUUGGGAACAGAUAAGUUGAUUCCAUUACUCCGCAACUUUCGCCAACAUUUACAAAGACUGGGUGUUACUAUCAAGUUUGGAACAAGGGUAGAUGAUCUAAUUAUCGAGGAUGAACAUGUUGUGGGGGUUAAAGUUUCUGAUGCAAAAGAUAAGUCGCAGUUAGAUUUCCAGAAAUUGAGUUAUGAUGCAGUUGUCUUGGCUGUUGGGCAUUCUGCACGUGAUGUGUAUCAAAUGCUCCUUUCUCAUAAUAUAGACCUUGUCCCAAAAGAUUUUGCUGUUGGUUUGCGAGUUGAGCAUCCUCAGCAACUAAUAAACAGUAUACAGUAUUCUGGAUUGGCUAAUGAGGUUCACAAUGGACGUGGGAAAGUACCGGUUGCAGAUUACAAAGUUGUCAAGUAUGUUAGUGGUGAGGACAUGGAUGUCAAAGGGCCUACGAGUCGUAGUUGCUAUUCCUUCUGCAUGUGUCCAGGUGGACAGGUUGUUCUUACAAGUACUAAUCCAUCAGAGCUAUGUAUCAAUGGCAUGUCAUUUUCUCGUCGCUCAUCUAGAUGGGCAAACGCAGCACUUGUCGUCACUGUCUCGGCAAAGGAUUUUGAGGCAUAUAACUUCCAUGGACCUCUUUCUGGGGUUGAAUUUCAGAGGGAAUUUGAGAGAAGAGCAGCUAUAAUGGGAGGGGGAAACUUUGUGGUUCCUGUGCAGAGAGUUACCGAUUUUCUAGAGAAUAAGUUAUCAGGCACAUCUCUGCCACCAUCAAGCUAUCGGCUAGGAGUGAAGGCAUCAAAUCUCCAUGAACUGUUUCCUGCUCAAAUUACAGAUGCAUUGAAGUACUCGAUCUCCACGUUUGACAAAGAGUUACCGGGAUUUAUUUCUGAUGCUGCCCUUCUUCACGGUGUAGAGACUAGGACCAGCUCUCCAGUUCAGAUUCCCCGCAGCAAUGACACUUAUGAGAGCACGUCCAUAAAAGGACUGUACCCUGUUGGUGAAGGAGCAGGCUAUGCCGGUGGGAUUGUAAGUGCAGCUGUGGACGGCAUGUAUGCUGGUUUUGCUGUGGCAAAAAAUUUUGAUCUAUUUCUUGCAGACAUAGAAUCAGUUUUGGGGAAAGCUCAGGGUGCUGGAUUCGUAGUUAAGUAUUAAGGUACACCUUAUCUAAUAUUCUCAGAACCAGCAUCUAACAGAUACAAUGAAUCGACAAGUGAUCACCAGAAUCUGGGUGAGUAUACAUCAUCAACUCAUUUUUUUCUGUACUCAUUCAUAUCAGCAGCUUGAUAAAAUUUUCCGGGUUUUACCAGUGUUGGAAAAGUCAAGAAACGGUUAACCUUCACUAACAAAUAAUGCAUAUGUGAGCGAAUCAAAAUAUGCCUUCCGAUGGCUGCUGGAGUUCAUGAUUUUGUUUUGGUGAUAAUUGUGAUCAAAUGCAGAUGAAGUGAAUCCAAGAAUUAUUUUUGCAAGAGCAUGUAGUUAAUACUUGAACUGAAAACUACAUUUCAGCUUAGAAACUUGCAAUUUUUAUGUAAUUUGUGAUUUAGAAUCAGUUUGAGAUUAUCCAUUUUGAUUGAAGGUGAGACAUUUGACUCUGUAAAUAUGAUGCUAAUAUUUGAUUAUCAACUUAAUGAAGCUUGACAAAAGGAUAAGUUGGCCUA